This is a messenger RNA of Caenorhabditis auriculariae, 5597 nucleotides long. The record is from the annotation of a GenBank genome assembly. Lineage: Eukaryota; Metazoa; Nematoda; Chromadorea; Rhabditida; Rhabditidae.
AUGCGAGUGUUCUCACCUUUGGGAUUGACACUGAUCUUUACGAACUCUAUCAUUUUCAUCGUUUAUAACAAGCCUUUCGGAAGAAACUCGAAAUCGCCGGAGCCGAAAACGGCGGCUCUCGGAAGAGAUAAUGCGUGUGGCGUUUGUCGCCAUGCCAACAGCAUUGUAGUUGUUGGUCCGUUGCAACAGCCUCCCCCUCGAUUAUCCAACAUCCACCCGUUUGUCGCCAAACAAGCCCGACUUUGGAAGCUUCUCUCUGAGGAAACCUCUCUAAUAUACUUCUUUUUUUUUUUUUUCACCAAUUUUUUUCGCUCUUGUUAUACUGCUAGUUGUUGUUGAUUAAUUUUCAAAUAAAAAAAAAACUACGUAUAAUCCAUUAUAUCCAGUCAGAAGCCAUCCUAAUAUGAUUUUAUUUUCAAGAACAAUCCACGGAUUUCGCAAUCUUUUUUCCGAAAAUUUGUUGUAACCAAUUUUCAUUUCUUCGUAAUCAUCAUGCGUUUUUUCUCUCUUUCAUACUUUUACCAGUUAGCUUAAGCUGGUGAGUCAGAGCGGCGGAAAGUUGGAAUUAUUCCCAGUUUAUGGCGAGUUUGAAAUAAAAAAAGAAAGGGCAGUUGGAUUAAAACAGGGCGAGCCACUGGCUGGCGACAUGCCAGCGCAAGCCACAAAUUUCGACGUCGCUCCGUUUCAAGGUGAAUCUUCUGAAUCUCCGGCUUUCACACGCUCUCUCUUCACCUUUUUUGCCUCAUUAUCUGACAACGGCUCAUGGUCGCUUCGAUCCGACCGUCUUCGUUUCACAAAACCUCUUCCGAAUUCCAUUUUUGGCGUUUUCCUUAAAAUAAGGAUUCUUCACGAUUUUGAGAAAAACUUUUCUUGUUAGUUUUCUAUAUUCGGUUUUUGUCUACGGAAAUAAGAGUUCAAAAAAAAGUUGUAUUUUGUGUAAUCAUAACUUUUCGACAUAAAUUUCACGUCAUCCUCAGUUUUUCUUUUCCCAGUUAGUAUUGACUACUUCUAAUAUUCCAAACUUCUGUGGUGUUUCAGCUUUAAAAUUGUAUGCAUUCAUUCUAAGCCGUUUAUAACGAGAUUUCACUAUUCUUCCCAACUUCAUAAGAAGCUAAAAGAAACAGAGAACUUUCCAAAAAGCUCAAAUAUCUAUCCAGUUCCAAAACUCAUUAUUCAAUUUCUCAUUUGAAGUUCUUCGCACCGCGUAAACUAAUCGCCGAAAUGGAAUUCUCUCGCCCAGGGCGGCCUAAUCGCCUACCAUUUCAUGAGCCCCGCCGCCGUAAACCUGCAAGGUGGAAUCCACGACUUUCUGCGACCUCAUUUCUAUCCAUUACUUGCCGCAUCGUAUCCCUCGCCAUUUUCGGUUACCUCCAAAAACUUAUUCAGAGGAAAAAUUUAAAAGUUCUGCUCCUUUUUUUCAGCUCUGUUCAAUUUUUUUUAAAGCCAAUUUUUUGGCUAACCUCAAACGUGGAUCGGGUAAGAGUAACGCGCUAGUACCAUACAGCCUAUCGAAGGGUCUAAAGCCUAACGAUGGAACCACCAGUGUAGGUGAUUCAGGGCUGGCUUGAGCCAUCGAGAAAAGGGUCCUGACACGAUAAGAAAGAGACAGCGCCUGGUGGAGAGCGCAGACAGGCCACGUCCUUUUGUGUCCUAAGUGAGCCUUGAAUCGGCUUUGUAUCUUGUCAAACUUCAGCGAAUCCGAUAGACUUUCGAUAUAUCAAUCAGCAUUAUCUCUAUAGCUCUGAUAAUGCUGAUUUUACCGGAUUUAUGAUGACAAACAUAUCAUUAUAGUAUCCUAAUCAAGUUAUUACCUGACCCCGGUGCGUGUAUAUUUCAAAACUUUUGGUUGAGAACAUUUCACAGGUUGAAAAAAAAAUAAAUAAUAUGAUGAAAUAGCUGAGUAUCAAAAACAGAAGACGUUCAGCUGUGAGAACGACAGCAAAUACUAAUUUUUCUUAUUUCGACCUUCGACAUGUGCCUUUCUAUUUCAGGCUUAAAGAUAGUUUUGAUCUUAGAAACACUGAAGAUCGGUUUUUGUAGCUCAUAAAACAGCAAAAAAUAUUUUCGCCGGAACGGGAACAGACCUUGACGCGACUCGAACCGGUCUCUGGCACGCCGCCAAGAACUUUCGCUCUUCUUUCUCGGUCUCUUCCUCCAAGUUUGAUUUUAUCGAUUGCGAAAUGAAAUUCUCGAAAUCCCUUAUCCUGAAAAUUCUGAAAUUAGCUCUAGGUGGCCGCUUAGUGCAAGAAUUCGUUGUAAACUCGAAAAAUAAUCACUGAAAAAAUUAUCUAAUUCGUCGAUUCUUCGCAAAUUUCAGACAGCGAGCUCAAAAAAAGAAAAAUUCCCUUCGUUUGUUUGAUAUUCUUUUUAUUUCUUCUCGACCUUAUUUUGCAUCUAUUUUUUCAAGUCGUUUGCAGACUUUUCUGAGAAGAAUCUUUUCAAUAUUCAUAAGAAAUAUUUUUCUUCAAGUUCCUUCUCUUCAAAUCUGCGUAUCGUUUUUCAAAAGCCCUUUUCCAAUUCUUGCAGAUAUUCAAGUUGCAAGAAAUCUUGUUGCAGACAUUUUCAUAGAUCGAAUUAUUCUCAAAUCUCUGAAUAUAUUUUAUCCGUAUACAUCAAUUCUCAAUCUAAAAAUAUGUGAAUAGGACAGUUUGAAAGCAAAAACUGCUGAGAAUCGUUGCGGUGAAACGACGCAAUUUAUGCGUCAUCCUCAAAUAUCAGACGACGUUCAGAUCUUUUUUCAUUUUUUGUAACUCAUUUUUGGAUUCUUUUUUUUCGUACAAAGAUCCAUCUGAAGUCGCACACUGAAAAAUCUCAAUUGAAAAGUGAAUCAAAUUGCUAUUCGCAUGCAGUUUAUUGUACUUGUUCGUAUCGUUUAUCCAUUUAGUUAUUUUGAACAUAAACUCGGCCAAACUGAUAUUUUAAAGGGAUGUCGAGCACCAUAGCCCAAAAAGGGCUGCUGGCUCUCUCGAUCAUUCUCAUCAUUGGCGGGAUCUGUCUGACGUGUGGCGGAGCAUUUUCGCCGGCGUGGCAGGUCGUCGACAUUCGCGAAUUCCGCGCCGAGCACCAGGUCGGUUGAAAGUAUUCAUUCAUAGAAGUAUAUAUAUAUAUAUAUAUAUUUCAAAAAAAUCACAUACUUUUUUUCACAAGAUUUAUGAUAAAGAAGAAUAUUUUCACAGCACGGCCUUUGGUGGGACUGCAUUCGAGCCGAAAAAAACACGUCGUCGCCGUCGGCGAUUUCUACGACGAAACUCGGCUACACUGCAUGUAUAAGGUUUUUUUUUCAAUACAAAGUUAUAAUUUAUUCCAUUUCGUAUUCAACUAAACUUCGGCGUGGUUUUAAUUAUAUGAAUAAUAUCUUUCAUAAACAUUGAGGCUGUAACAGCCGCUGUAAUCAAUAGAAAUGUUGGUCCGUGUCGGAUUUUUAUAAAUUUUGAUUAUUAUUUGUACUGGCGAUGAGAAGAUGGUUUUGUAAAUAUUUAAUGGACGUUAUAGAAACGAUCGUUCAAAGAAAAGUGAUAUGAAAACUUUAUUAUAUUUGAUGCGCAGCGUCUGGUCUCAAGUCGAUAGCAAUUUUGAACAAAAAGCUAGGUUAAAGUUCUGAUUGCUGUGAUUUUCGCGUUCUUUGCUAUAAAUGAACCUUUAAAAAAAUAGAAUAUUUAUAAAAAAAUUAGAAUAAUUUAUACUUUUUAUAAUUUAUAGGAGAGAUCAUCGUACUUUUUGAAGAAUGGAUUGAAAAUUUCCCGUUCAUGCUCUAAACAUUAAAAAAAAAGAGAUUUUCAGUUUGACAAUUCUGCCGAGCUUGUUAUCGAGAACACCUUGAACAACAUUGACGAGGACGGAGCGGCCGGAGAGAGCGAACAUCACCGUUUCUGGGGUUAAUAAUAAUAAUUUAUUGACAGAUCAGGGGUUUGUCUUCCAUCAAGUCCAUCGAUGAGCAGGACCUAGAAAUGGACUCUCUAUCUUUACACAAACCUGUUCCUGACAAAACAAAAGCUAUCAAACUUUCAUCUUUUUAUCUAUCAUAGUCAAGUUGAUGAGCUCUGUAUGUAGAGCUUGUUGAAGAAACAAUUUGAAAACGAAGAUGUAGACUGAAGCCUCGAAAAAAGAACUAAGGACUUCUUGUGUCCGAUUUAUCUUGGUAGCUUUCAGGCUGGCACAAGGCGAUCCUCUUCUUCAUCAUCACGUCGGAAUUCCUGGCGUUCAUCUCCAUCUGCACGGGAGUCUGCGCGCCGUGCUUCACGCCGACGGCCUUUGCCUUCACCAUCUCGCUGUUCAUCGCCAGUGGGACUGCCGAUUUGUGAAUUACCACAGUUAUGAUCUUCAGUGCUGUGCUCUUUGAUCGCUGACGGCGUUUUCUUCUUGGCCGCCAACCGCGUCGACAACCGAUUCGUUCAGGGAAUGGUCGGCACUUAUGAGGUUUCUCCAUUUUCUCAGUUACCCAACCUUUCGGAAAACCUGUCGAAACCGGAAGCAAUUCUUAGCAACGGAUCGGCUACGCCUUCUACCUGCAUCUGAUGGGCACCAUGUGCUGGAUCGGAGCCUUCGUCAUCGCUCUUCUCACCACCUACAAGUUCCUUUCCGGCGAAGGAACCGACGGAAGGUGAGCUUUUCUUCUACUUUUGGGCAUGCUUUCGGUAGAUACACCUGAAAUAGACUUUUUUGUUGUUUCCGGGCUUUCUUCCGUUGCGUGUAUAUGCACCUUUUCCGCUCCUACUAGUCUUUUCUCUGAAGAAAGGGGCCUAAAUUUAUGAUAUCAGAAAAAUUCAGGAAAAGGCCAGUAAAGUGUAUCGUUGAACAGAUUUUUUAAGUCUUCUAAAGGAUCAUUUUUUGAUUUAUCAAAUUGAAUAUUCAGUUAAAAAGGUGUUAUCUAGAACCUAGAUUGAGGAAAGAAUGGUCCUUCCAAAUUUCAAUAAACCUACCCAGUCGUAAAAAGUAUCGAAAAACACGAAAGCAGGAUAUUUCAUGAAGAAAAUUGUAGCAAGGAGAAUCUGUUCACCUGGCAGAAGCAGCAACCGACAACGCUCAGCGUGUAAAUCCUUUCUCUUUCUCUUGGUUUCUAACCGUUGCACCUAAUAUGAGCAAUGCGACGCUUUGCACUAUUAGAAGCAAAAAUAACUAAAAUGUUUUGCAUGGGUGGCGUUGUCGUGUUUCUGUGUUGUGAUGGGUGCUUUAGUUGAGGUUUUCUUUUCUUUCGGAGUAAUGAGAUGGAAUUAUAAAUAAGGCUAACUAUACCGUGUGUCGUGUACCUUUGUUUGGUGUUGCAGGUCACGUCGCGAGUAUUGGCACUAAUUCUGCACAUUUGGUUCCUCAGCUUCACCUUCAGUUCCCCUUUGCCUGUCGCUUUUGUUUUCUUCUUUUCCUUCCCAUCUUCUCCGGUUUUCAGUACCGAGCUGCCUUUCCGCGGAAACGUGCAGACUAUCCGCGAGGAGCCGCUUCUCGAAAAGUAUCCCCCCAGCAGCGUGUAUCGCCCAAGUCCUCAGGUCAUUUUUUUACCUUAAGACUCUGGUCUUUCGUCGAAAUCAGUUAUUUGAAGUUUCAUGUUCCAGGUGCCAUACCGGACGACGAGCAUCACUCAAUACCGCGAAACCAGUGCCUGA